AUGACCCCAGAACCCAACGGCGCCAGCGGCAGUGGGGCCACCAGGGAGGAGGCGACGGUGAAUGUCCCGGCCAAGGACCCCAAGAAGAAAGAUGAAAAGAAGGACGAUGAUCUGUCAGAUGAGGAUUUGGCAUUGAAGCAGCAAUUGGAAUUAUAUGUUGAAAGGGUUCAGGAUGCUGAUCCCGGGUUGCAGAAGGCUUCCCUUGAGAGUAUGAGGUAUGGAGAAGGUUUAACGUGUUUUUGCCCCCCUUCAUGA
Messenger RNA from Linum trigynum, 255 nucleotides. The record is from the annotation of a GenBank genome assembly. Lineage: Eukaryota; Viridiplantae; Streptophyta; Magnoliopsida; Malpighiales; Linaceae.